CAGGACAGCACCUCCACCUUGAUCCUCCCAUCCGGGUUGUACUUUGAUCCUUGGGCGACUCGAACAGAAAUCAAGGAAGCUUCUCGUCAAGCCGUUGAGGAUCAGGUGUUUUCUGUCAUGACCGGCCUCAGUGGAAAAACGUCUUCAAAGUGCGAGACCAUGACGGCGGCGAGGAGCUGUUGUUGACAGGUGGGACGAUAGAUGGAGGGUCAACUUAAGCUAAGCGAAUGCGGCUACAGAGAAGUGGCUUGUUUGUGCCGGGAAAACAUUUCAUUCUGCGACCAGUCCAGAAGACGGGAACAACUCCUGACGGAUUUUUUUGUCCAUUUGAAGUGAAAUAAAAUUGACGAUUGAAAAUGUAUGGAAACCCGGGGCCAUUUUCAUACACCCCAAGGGAUGAGGAACCAAGGGGUACAUCCUUGCAACGAACCAUGUCCAGGCCCACUGGGAAAUCCAUUUACAUGCAGAGAAAAGAGUACGCAGAGACGCUCAACAGACAACAGGACAGCUUAAACGCCAGAGUGGAGCAUCUGCUCACCUGUGAGCUUGAUGGGCAACUGUUGAAGACGGUUGAGGACUGUGUUGCCAAGCUCAGGAGGCUGGAGGCCAAAGGCCGCCUGUGGUCUCAGAACAUGAUCAUGGACAUCCAAGGACCUUUUCUUGUGCUCAGUGACAUUGAGACUAAGGCUGAGCUGGAGUCCAUUCCUCUAAGUUUCAUCACGCAAACCAAAUUCUUGGAGGACGAGUCUGAAGACAGCUCUCUGCUGAUAUUAACUGUACAGGACCGCAACAAACGAGUCCCGCAGGUCUUCAUGUUUCAGUGUGAGGAGACCUCGGGGGACAUAGUGAAGGCUGAUCUGGAUAAGGCAGUGCAGAGAGGGGGAGGCAUUGAUCCGGAGCCUUUCAAAGAUCACACCGACAUCAGGAGUAAUCUUGAGAAUAUCAUCGGCCUGCAAGCUGCAGGAGGUUUUCGGCCGCCUGUGCCUCAAUCUCCCGAGUAUGAGAGGAGGCCGCCGCCACCUGACUUCAUGAGCCCACAGUGGAACAACAGAGAACCAGAAUAUAUGGCUCCUCCACGAUUGUACAAUCCUCAAGACGACAUGAUGCCUCAGCCAGGUUUUUUCGAGCAGCAGAACGGUCCAGAAAUCCCAGAUGAGAAGCAAGAAAUGGAAAGGAACAUGGACAUUUUUAACCACAUAAUCAGUGAUUUGGAGAUCUUCAUGGACAGAGUGGCAGCCACAGCAAACAUGCCACAAGAAGAGGAAAAGAGCAAGAAGAAAAAGAAAAAGUCCAAGAAGAAAAAGUCACAGAAAGACGCACUGCCUGAUAAUCUCCCGCAUUGGGAAGAAUACGCCUCCUUCCUGCAGAAGGUCAAAUAUGGAUUUAACCUGCUGAGCAAGCUUGACGGGGUUCUGACGCCCGUCAGCGCUCCCGACUACGUUCACAUCUUCUUCCAGUUUUUGGAGGCGAUUGUUCCCCAGUACCCUUCCGACCUGCCCCCAACUGUGGUGCCCCCCCUGUUGACAGAGGCUGCCAUAGAGAUGUUGGGUCAGGUGUUGGGGCGGGAGGAGUACCGCCUGUGGAGGUCUCUGGGAGACUGCUGGUUCGUCCCCAGGUCCAACUGGCCAGACAACGUCCCACCUUACAUCCCAGAAUUCUAUGACGGCUGGCAGCCGCCUGCACCUCCACCCCCCCUCUCUCCCCAACUCCGACAGCAAAACGGUCCAAUGAUGAGCAGGAGCAACAGCCAGCGCUUCCAUCCUGACGGAGCGGGUCGGAUGAACGACGACCCGCCGUACUCCCCCAGGGCCAGCCUGCGGCGACCUGAAGAACCCAUGACAAACGGCCCGUGGAAUCCGAUGCCUCCUCAAUCGGAGCCGCCAGCGCUCAUGCGCGCCAUGUACAACUUCAAUGCCAGGAACAACAAAGAGCUGAGUAUUAUGAAGGGAGAGACGGUUCAGGUGGUUAAUAAAGCAAAGCAAUGGUGGCUCGUUCGCAACUCACGUGGUGAAGAAGGAAACGUCCCCCUGAAUCUGUUGGAACCAGCUUCAAGCGACAGAUCUAUGGACGAGCCCCCAUAUGCACCACGCAACGCUUUUGGACCCGUGACUCUGGGUAUGAACUCCUCACCUGGGGAGGUGAAGGCCUGGCUGGAGUAUAAAGGUUUCUCCAGAAUCACUGCUACCAGCCUCGGGGUGCUGAGUGGAAGACAGCUUCUGGGCAUGUCCAAAGAGGAGUUGAGGGCAGUGUGUCCAGAAGAAGCAGCGAAGGUCUUCUUCCAGCUUCAGGGAAUCAAAUCAUCAAUCGCUCUGGCCAAUGAACAGUCCGGCAUGUACAACGGUCGCUACUAGCAACCGGAGCGGCAGUACUGUGGAGAUCUUGGAUCGCCAUCUGGAUACACCAUGUAUAGCAAUAAUCAGUAAAUGAUGAAAAGAUUUGUUUAUGCUUUUUAAAUGUGAUCCUCUCUAAUAUUAAGCAUUUAAAUUAAUGCAUGUAUUUAAAGCUUUCUGCUGGAUUAUUUUACUUAAAUGACAUUUUCUGAUGUAAAAAUAAAUCCAAAGACGAUUAUGAAAAUUUGACUUUAUUCACAAAAUGUAACGUAUCUUUACUACAAUUAAAGGUGUUGCUUUCACGUCAAAGUACAAAGUCGGUUCUUUUUUUGUUUUAAAUCCAGA
This is a messenger RNA of Oryzias melastigma (Indian medaka), 2675 nucleotides long. It is a transcript of the gene eps8l3b, whose product is annotated as EPS8-like 3b. The transcript is spliced from 21 exons. The record is from RefSeq and is a predicted model, not a curated record. Gene Ontology annotation, cellular component: ruffle membrane; plasma membrane; vesicle. Gene Ontology annotation, biological process: regulation of Rho protein signal transduction; positive regulation of ruffle assembly; Rho protein signal transduction. Bases 357 to 2351 code for a protein of 664 amino acids. Lineage: Eukaryota; Metazoa; Chordata; Actinopteri; Beloniformes; Adrianichthyidae. Gene Ontology annotation, molecular function: actin binding.